Debaryomyces hansenii CBS767 is the source of this 450-nucleotide messenger RNA. RefSeq lists its product as uncharacterized. The transcript has a single exon. The coding region runs from base 1 to 450 and encodes 149 amino acids. The record is from RefSeq and is a predicted model, not a curated record. NCBI's taxonomy places the organism in Eukaryota, Fungi, Ascomycota, Pichiomycetes, Serinales, Debaryomycetaceae.
AUGGAAAUAGUUUCCAAUCUAGAAGAUCGCUAUGUUUCUAUACGUCCUAUGUUCAAAGACCUAGAGGUCGAUGAAGAGGAUGAAGAGUAUGAUUAUGACAGAAAACAGUAUUUAAUAGAUUCGUUCGAAUUGUUGUUAGAAUUUGAUAAAAUGAUGUACAAAUACCACGCAUUAAAGUCAUAUUUUGAUACAGCAAAACUCCAACUCACCGAGGAAGAGAGAAAAAUAAUCGAAAAAAUGGAUAAAUUAGGGUUCAAAUACGAAAGAGAAUUUCCUAUACCUGACUUAAUUAUGGAGUUCCCCGAAUUAGCCAUAAUAAGACGCCAACUACAAGGAAGUGCAAAAGAAUGUGGUAAAAUUGCUUACCAAUAUAAACAAAGCGAAACGUACGAGAAGCCAUCCAACGAUAGAACUAAAUCUGUCACCAGUCAGCAGAAAAAAAAUACUUGA